Funneliformis caledonium is the source of this 828-nucleotide messenger RNA. The record is from the annotation of a GenBank genome assembly. NCBI's taxonomy places the organism in Eukaryota, Fungi, Glomeromycota, Glomeromycetes, Glomerales, Glomeraceae.
AUGACUGAUAAUAACGAUAAUGUGGAUAAUAGGGUUCCAGCUGAAGUAAUUAACCGGGAAAUUACUGAUCUUGAAGACUCAGUAAAUGAAAAUGUUGAUACCGUGUUCCCUUUCAAUAGUGAAGGAGAAAUGCGAACUGUUUUUAAUGAUCCAGUAAAUUUUAAUGUGAAACACCCACUUUUCAACGCAUGGACGUUAUGGUUUGAUAAUCCUGGUAAAAAAGCAAGUGUAACAAGUUGGUCUCUGAAUCUUAAGGAGUUAAUUACAUUCGAUUCCGUGGAAGAGUUUUGGGGAGUUUACAAUAAUGUAGUCAAGGCUAGUGAUUUAUCAUCUGGAUCUAAUUAUCAUCUUUUUAAACGGGGAAUAAAACCAAUGUGGGAAGAUCCAGUAAAUGAAUAUGGUGGGAAAUGGGUUGUUCAAUUUAUGCGAAAUAAGACUGGAGAAGAUAUCAAUACACUUUGGCUUUAUACAAUGCUAGCUUGCAUUGGGGAAGAAUUUGAUUAUGCAGAUGAAGUUUGCGGUGCUGUAGUAUCUGUUAGGAAAAUCUUUUACAGAAUUUCUUUGUGGACGCGAUCAUCAGACAAUAAAGAAAUUUGUAUGACUCUUGGGCAUUUCGUUACAUACGUUGCAGAAAAUACAAAUGAAAUUGGAGGAAGGCGCCUCAAUCCUCAACAAAGCGUUAAGGGUGAGUAUUUAAGUCUAGUUAGGUUAGCUAUGGUGACUAGUUAUGAAACUUCUUCCGGUAAGCUUCAUUUAAAUCUGGGUGAAAAGCCAGGGACAACUCGUCUCAAUGUCAAAAACAACUCAGUUCCUAAUGUCUCACCUUGA